UGGUGUCGCAAGGCCCGGGGAGUCUUUGCUUCCGGGACUGGGUGAAAUGGCGGAGGUGGUGGCGCUGGUGUGGGUUCGCGGCCCCGGCGUUGGGUGCAGGGCGGUGCGGGAUGUCUCGGACGCGUGCUCCGUCCAAGACCUUAUCCACCGCCAUUGCCAAGACCAGGGUGUCCCCGUGGAAUGCUUCUUCGUGAAAUGCAACGGCGUGCUCGCUGACGCCGGUGACACAGUGCAGCAUGGAGCUGUUUAUAGUUUGGAGCCCAGACUUCGCGGUGGAAAAGGAGGCUUCGGGUCUAUGCUCCGAGCCCUCGGUGCGCAGAUUGAGAAGACAACCAAUCGAGAAGCUUGCCGGGACCUCAGUGGGAGGAGACUCCGAGAUGUCAAUCAUGAAAAAGCGAUGGCCGAGUGGGUGAAGCAGCAGGCCGAGCGCGAGGCUGAGAAGGAGCAGAGGCGCCUGGAACGGCUGCAGCGGAAGCUGGCGGAGCCCCGGCACUGCUUCGCCAACCCCGACUACCAGCAGCAGUGCCACGAGAUGGCCGAGCGUCUGGAGGAUUCCGUCCUCAAAGGUAUGCAGGCUUCCUCCAGCAAGAUGGUGUCAGCAGAAAUGGGGGAGACUCGGAAGCGGCCUCACAAACCAGAAGCAGACGGAGGAUCCGGUGCCCCGAAAAGGAAAUGCUUUUGGCUGGGCAUGGAAGGACUGGAGACGGUGGAGGGGUCCGGCUCUGACAGCUCGGAUGACGACAGUGACGAAGCCCCUGGCACCUCGGGAAUGAGCUCGCCUGUGCCGAGCAGUGACAGUGCUGGAGUGGAGAGGGCAGGCGGGGCUCCCAGGAGUCCUCAGAGGGCAGGAGCACGGAGCACAGACUGUAGCUCACCAGAACUUCCGAGCCCUGGGGCUGGCCCUGGGAACGGUAUUUCAGACAACCUGUGCGCCCCGCUGGGGGACACAUCUACCCAGGAGCGUGUGGAAAGGAAGGCGGCAGCGGAAACAGAGGCAGCCCCGGAGGAAAAGGAGGCCGAGAGCCGGGGACCCAGAGAAGCAGCAGCAGCUGCGGCCGGACUGAAUCAGGAGAAAGAGACAGAAGUCACUGAUGGGGCGCGAGCGGCCAGGGCAGCACCUGGAGAAGACGGGGAGAGCAUUCCCAGCACCAAACGGGGGGACAGCCAGGCAGGAAGCACAGCGGUGGGUCAGGGAUCUGUGGAUUUACUGGCCUUCAGCUCCGUGGCAGAAAUGGAGUCGCUGGGUCUGGAGAAGCUCAAGUGCGAACUGAUGGCCCGGGGGCUGAAGUGCGGGGGCACCCUCCAGGAGCGGGCCGCCCGGCUCUUCUCCGUCAGGGGCCUGGCCCCGGAGCAGAUCGACCCCGCGCUGUUCGCCAGGCCCCUGAAAGGGAAGAAGAAGUGACUCCCCGAGCUGAUGUCCUGUGUCCUUCCGGUCUAGCACUUACAACCCGCACAACGCUGGCUCUUGGCCAUUAUUCCUGUUGACGCUAAAGCUGGCUUUUUCAUGAGCCAGUUCUCAUCGCCCGCGUUCCCAUUGUGGCAUUUAUAGAAUUAAUGGGUGAAACCCUCUGAGCCUGACUCUGUGGGGAGGGUUUUCAAUAACAAAUUUAAUUUAAUAAACAUGACUAUUCCGAUUUCUGGUAAGUUAUGUUUUCAAGGAAUUUUUCCAUUUGACCCAAGUUGUCAGAUUUGUAGGAGUCUGUAGAGGUCGCAGUGGUAACUUUCUUUUCACCUGAGGUUUUUUUGUUUUGUUUUUUUUCAUCUGAGUUUUUAAAUGAUUUCCUGAAAGGGAGAAAGCCAUACCAUAAUUCUUUCACAGUAUUAGCAGGGUCCUCUGUGUAAGUAUGGCUAUCACAUAGACAACAGCAAGUCAAUGAAAGGCCCUGGGAAAGCUGGAUGGUAAUAGUUCUUUAAGAAGUCACGUGGCUAUUCGAAGAGAUCACGGGGCUUAAAGUCGUAGCAAAAGGAAAAACAUUUUCUGUGAUCCCAAAUUUUGUUGAAAUUGGCCACUAGAUUCAGUGGGGGCAGGUGGGAGUUUGUAAGCGUGAGUGAAAUACGUAUGCUCAACAUUUGGCCUAAUCUUUCCGAGGGUGGUACAGACUGCAUUUGACCGUAGAUGGGUGGAAAAGGCUCAGGUUGCAAAAAGAACUGUAUUUUUUCCUCAUUGUGAUCUUUUAGUAAUGCUUCGGACACUUGCCUUGUUUCAUGAUGAUAGUAACAACCGCGUGAAGACAUUGCUCUUUGUUUUUCUUGGUUUCUGUUCCUUGGAACUAUGUCUGAGCUCCCCUCCACUCCCUUUUCUGUAAUGUUUUAAGUUUUUAUUUCGGCCCAAAUAGCAUUCUUUGACAUGGUCUAGCCAAUCCUUUCAUUGUUUUUAUUUUUUUGUCUUUUCCUGGUAUUCUUACAGUGGUCUCUUUUUUUGUUUUUUUUUUAUUGAUUUUUAUAGAGGAAGAGAGGGAGGUGGGGAGGGAGGGAGAGAGAGCAUGAGAGAAACAUCGAUGUGAGAUGGGCAGUCUCUUCCAUGCUCCCUACCAGGGAUUGAACUCGAAACCUGGGCCUGUGCCCUGACUGGGAAUUGAACUGGUAACCUUUUAGUGCCCAACCACUGAGCCACACCAGCCAGGGCUCUUUCUUUUGUGUGUGUGUGUGUAUUUUUUUUUUAAAUAUUUUUAAAUUUAUUGGGGGGGGGUGUCUUUUUUUUCAAAAAUGGAUACACUUUCUGAACCCUCACAUAUCUGACAGUGAUUUUCUGUUGCCUAUGCAUAUGCAAUACCUUGUCUUUUCCUUAUAAACAAUAGACAUUUGCUAUUUUCUGGCAUAUGGUUUUGUGGAAGAAAAGCUUUAUGCCCAUUUUGAGUUUCUUUUUUUUAGUGUAUAAAAUGGGAGUUUUCCUCCUUAGACACUUCAAUAUUUUUCCUUUGUCCUUCAAAUUAAAAAAUGUCACCAAGAACCCUAGCCGGUUUGGCUCAGUGAUAGAGCGUCAGCCUGCGGACUGCAGGGUCCUGGGUUCGAUUCCCGUCAAGGGCACGUACCUCAGUGGCAGGCUUUUCCCCGGCCCAGGCCCUGGUCGGGGUGCAUGCAGGAGGCAACCAGUUGAUGUGUUUCUCUCACAUCAGUGUUUCUCUUUCCCUCUCUUCCAGGCCCUCUAAAAGUCAAUGGAAAAAUGUCCUUGGGUGAGGAUUGAAAAAAAACAAAUAUCCCCAGGUUAUUUCUGGGUCUGGUCUCUUCCUUAAUAUUUCUUCCUAUUGGGAGACCCUUUGAGGUCUGAAGACCAGCCUUUUAUUUUAAACUAUCGUUUUCCUGUUACUUAAUUGAUUAUUGCUUUUAUUCUCUGCCCGGUUCCCAUGGAACCUCAUUUUCUGUUGUAUCCAGUUUGCUGUUUGCCACUCCUCUUGUGUCUGCCAGUUCAGCAGUUAGGUUUUUCCUUUA
This is a messenger RNA of Myotis daubentonii (Daubenton's bat), 3429 nucleotides long. RefSeq names its product spliceosome associated SDE2 (gene SDE2). Gene Ontology annotation, cellular component: nucleus. Lineage: Eukaryota; Metazoa; Chordata; Mammalia; Chiroptera; Vespertilionidae. The record is from RefSeq and is a predicted model, not a curated record.